Molecule: messenger RNA, 2608 nt
Organism: Pogona vitticeps (central bearded dragon)
Lineage: Eukaryota; Metazoa; Chordata; Lepidosauria; Squamata; Agamidae
Gene: PLPP5
Product: phospholipid phosphatase 5
Biological process (GO): phospholipid metabolic process; phospholipid dephosphorylation
Cellular component (GO): membrane
Molecular function (GO): phosphatidate phosphatase activity
Source: RefSeq, a predicted model, not a curated record
GGGGAGACCGGAACUCCACUGCAGGAUCACCGAACUUCUACCUCCCUUCCAGCGGGUCAUACAGCCUGAAGAGAUGUGGCUGUAUAAGAACCCCUACAUAGAGUCCGACCACGUACCUGCCAAACCCAUGUUUCUCAUUUCCUUUUUGUCUCCCCUGGUCUUUAUUCUGCUGGCCAAAUUCUUCAUGAACGCUGAUCAAGGGGACACACGAGAAGCUUGCUUAGCUGGCAGCCUGGCUCUUACCCUGAAUGGCGUUUUCACCAAUGCUGUGAAGCUGAUCGUGGGCAGGCCUCGCCCUGACUUCUUCUACCGCUGCUUUCCAGACGGCCGAGAGACCUUACAGCUAUUAUGCACCGGUGACGCGCACGUUGUGACAGAAGGGCGCAAGAGCUUUCCCAGUGGACAUUCCUCUUUUGCCUUUGCUGGCCUUGCCUUUGGAUCCUUCUACAUAGCAGGGAAGCUUCACUGCUUUGCGCCUGGUGGGCGAGGGCAGUCCUGGCGCCUGUGCGUCUUCUUAAUGCCCCUCUUUGUCGCCAUGCUCAUCGCUUUAUCCCGCAUCUGUGAUUACAAGCAUCACUGGCAAGAUGUGCUCGUUGGUUCGGGAAUGGGCUUCACAUUUGCAUACCUCUGCUACAGGCAGCAUUACCCUCCAUUGACUGAUCCUGAAUGCCAUCAGCCGCUACAAUGCAAGUCCAGACUCUCGGCCUCCGAGAGGCAGAAGCUAACACUCUCCGGCUUUAGCUUAGAUGUAUAAAAGUCACAGCAGAUUACCACCUGCAUGCCCUGGGAUCUGGAUGAGACUGGGAGGGCACAGCUGCCCGCGUUGUUUUGUGCCUGGAAGAAAAAAAGGUGAUGGUACCUCUUUCUUUGCAGGUCUUUUGGAAGAAAAACGAAGGUAGUGUUUGGCUUGUGUGAUGGAUAAGCAAAGCCGCCUCCCCGGUCAUCCCAGGCCAUCUCAACAGUCUUAGAAGUUGGGGCUGAUCCUUCGUAGCAGCCCAUUUACAGGCUGACCCAUGCCAGCUUUGAAGGUCUGGAGCACAGCAGACACAAACAAAACAAGCAAAGUCCAGUUCUUUGCCACAAAGCCAGGCCUUCCGCUUGUACCUUGUUUCCCCACCACCAAAUCUCGAUGAGUGUGCUGGCACUUAACAGAAGAUGGCGUCUGCAAAGCAAUUGCUCAAAAUGAUGCGAGCAGGCCUAGCUGCACAAUAAGGAGGGGAGGAUGUCACCGUGUCAUGUAACAACUUACAGACUUCGGGUUCUUGUGGGACAGUGGUGGGUAAAUGUGGCCCCUCCAGAUCUUGGUGCAACUCAGGUGAGCUUUAGGUAGCUUGAGCAACUGCACGCGGACUUAGAAAUGGCAGUCUUGUAAUAUCUGGAGCAGCACAACUUGCCAACCCAACUGUAGGAAGUGGAGUGUGGUGUAGAAGAUCAAGGACUUGGGAGACCUGGCUUUCUUGGUCAUAGAAACUGGUCAGCGAGCUGGUAAAACCACUUCUGAAAUCUCUCAGAAAACCCUCAUAGGGGUUGCUGUAGGUUGGAUGCGACUUGAUGGCACACAGCAUGCACACUCUAAGGUGUCAUAGGUUUUUAUGGAUAAGAUCAGUGGUUCCCAACGCUGGGUUCCCCAGAUGUCCAUGGACUAAAACUGCCAGAAGCUGAGCAGUGCUGGCCAGGCUUUCAGAGAAUUGUAGUCUAUGAACAUCUGGGUACCCAAGGUUGGGAGCCACCAAACUAGAUCCUUGAAUGGCACAAUCUUCCCAGGUGUACUGAAUAUCUCUUUUGCUUAUAUAGAUGUUUAAAUAAGUUUAACAAUACAGCCCAAAGCGGAUCUACACAGAAAUCUCUGUGAGAUUUCUCCUUAUGUCUGGAUCAAUGAAGGUUGGAACCCAACAGCACAGAGUGAGAAAUGAUAAACAGCCAACUGGCCCAAGACAUCUUGUGCCCUGCCCAACAUGGUGCCCCCUUCUCCACUCUACGUACUAAGAGUCACAGGAGUGUCUUUUGAACCUUCCUUGAAUAGCAUUCUGCACACCUGAGGGCAGCAGGCCAGGUUCAAGGAUAAGGACAGGCUGUGUGGCCCACCAAGCUGUGUCCUUCAAUGGAGAGGAUCUGUUGGCAGAGUCGGGAAGAACAAUUAGGAGCAACUGCUGUGGCUGCCAUCAUCCCCAACAUGUGUGGCUUCAGGCCGUUGUCUCACUGUCCAACCGGAGGCCUGGAUUUGGUGAACCGCUGGAUGAAUAGCUCACGCGUUUGAUCAAGUGGACUAAUCCACAGAAGCUUCUGCCAUAAUGUAUGUUCCCUUCAACAGAACUGCCAGUCUCUCUUCUUUUGGGGGGUUUGCUCCCUCUGAUGGCCUUUCUGCUCUUCAGAGCUGUGUGUGUUCCCCCAGCUGCCUUCAGAAGCAGAAUGUAUGUUGUAUGGACCAAGCUCUUGGAAGGAUUAGCACUGUGCAUCUUCCCACACAAUCACUCAGCAUCCAUUUUGAGGAAAGUAAUUUAGAGCACGGUGGGCAAAGUACAGCUCUCCACAGGGUAGAUAAAAAUCAAUGCUUUAAAAAAAUCAAAUUUGAUUUAAAUCAUAAUUUAAAUUGAAACAUAAUUUAAAA